Messenger RNA from Medioppia subpectinata, 366 nucleotides. NCBI's taxonomy places the organism in Eukaryota, Metazoa, Arthropoda, Arachnida, Sarcoptiformes, Oppiidae. The record is from the annotation of a GenBank genome assembly.
CUACCGAAGCCGCGGUUACCACGAUUUGAUUUGCUGUCAAAGAUCAUAAUCGAUGCGCUGGUGAUAGCGAUCGUGGCGUUCGCCGUCUCGCUAUCGUUAGCCAAGAUAUUUGCCAAAAAACACAAAUACCGGAUCGACGCCAACCAAGAGCUCAUAGCCCUCGGGUCGGCCAACGUAUUCGCCUCACUCUUCUCCUGCUAUCCCUCCUCCGCCUCGUUGUCCAGGAGUUCGGUUCAGGAGAAGACCGGUGGCCGCACACAAGUGGCCGGUUUGGUGUCCAGCGCUUUCAUGUUGGUAUUCCUCCUCUUCUUGGGUCCACUUCUAUACCAUUUGCCAAAAAUUAGUCCAGACAUCGGGUCUGAGAAG